Molecule: messenger RNA, 3425 nt
Organism: Neoarius graeffei (lesser salmon catfish)
Lineage: Eukaryota; Metazoa; Chordata; Actinopteri; Siluriformes; Ariidae
Gene: dhx36
Product: DEAH (Asp-Glu-Ala-His) box polypeptide 36
Exons: 25
Coding region: 274-3279 (1001 amino acids)
Cellular component (GO): intracellular anatomical structure; cytoplasm; nucleus
Molecular function (GO): ATP binding; G-quadruplex RNA binding; DNA helicase activity
Source: RefSeq, a predicted model, not a curated record
UUGAUGACGCUGUUUUUGUGCGCCAGGAAGCCGGCUUGUAAUUAGCUCGAAAAUAAUGGUUAAUUCGUAUGCACGUAUUUGGGAGGUUUUUUUUAAAUGUUAAAUGUUUAUAUUCUGACUAAAGGUUACAUGUAAAAAGACUUAGUUUAUACUGCAACAAACUGGACUUUUGAUUUGUGUUCGUUUUUGCGGCGUCUCUUGUUUUGAUGCCUGACAGAGAAAAGCGUUGUGCUCCGUUAUUGUGGUGAAUCCGAGACGGUGUUGGUUUUCGUUAUGAGUUAUGGAUACGGGAGAGGAAGAGGCAGGAGAGGAGGAGGAGAGCGGUGGAGCUCCGACUGGGAAGCCCGGGAUGAGCAGCCUCGAGGCGGCGGAGGCCGCGGGAGACACCCGCCGCACCUGAAGGGGAGAGAGAUCGGACUGUGGUACGCCAAGUGGGGGGGAGUGAAGCGGGCAGAGGCCGAGAGGAAGUCGAGAGCUGUAGUUCAGAUGGACGAGUCGAGAGAGCAGCACAUCACACAGCUGCUCAAUUCAGUCCAGAGAGAACCAUCACAUGACUACGCGCCGUCCGUCCCACCGUACCGGCAGGUGAAACCAGAACCGAGUGGCCACAGCUACUUUGACGGCGAUGGUCCUCCAGAAGAGCCGCAGGAAACGGUAAAAGUGGCGAAAAUCGAGUCGGUCAAGGAAGAGGGGGCGGAGAUAAAGACGGACAUAAAGGAGGCGCAGCACGUGGACCGAGAUCUGGAAUACCUGGUGCAGGAAAUUAACCGAAAGCCUUCACUGGAUGAAGAUCUGAAACGUGACCUUCAGAGCAAAAGACAGAAUUCAAGAUACCUGGAAAUGCUGGCGUUUCGAGAGAAGCUGCCUUCCUACAGCAUGAGAGAGGAGCUGGUGAAGCUGAUCCAGGCAAACCGCAUGGUGGUGGUGAGCGGAGAAACCGGCUGCGGCAAAACCACGCAGGUCACGCAGUUUAUCCUGGACGAUUACAUCCAGCGUGGCAUGGGCUCGCUCUGCAGGGUGGUGUGCACGCAGCCCCGCCGCAUCAGCGCCAUAUCGGUGGCCGAGAGGGUGGCAGCGGAGAGGGCGGAGUCUGUCGGCGAAGGGAAGUCAUGCGGAUAUCAGAUCCGUCUGCAGAGCCGGUUGCCACGGAAACAAGGCUCGGUGCUGUAUUGUACGACGGGAAUUAUUCUUCAGUGGCUGCGCUCAGAUCCGUGUUUGUCCAGCAUCAGUCACCUGGUCCUAGAUGAGAUCCACGAGCGCAGCCUGCACUCGGACGUCCUCCUCACCAUCGUCAAGGACCUGCUGAACCACAGAGACGACCUGAAGGUCGUGCUCAUGAGCGCCACGCUGAACGCCGAGAAGUUCAGCAAGUACUUCGAUAACUGCCCCAUGAUCCACAUCCCGGGUCACACCUUCCCUGUGAAAGAGUACCUGCUGGAGGACGUGGUCGAGAUGCUCAGGUUCCGGCCGCAGCAGCAGCAGGAUCGUCGUCCUCGCUUCAGGAGAGGCUUCAUGAACGGCCAGAACGUGCGGCCUGAGAAACAGGAGAAAGAAGCGGAGUACAAGGAGAGCUGGCCGUGUUUCGCUCGCACACUCAAAGACAGGUUCUCCGACAGCACCGUCGACGCCCUGGAGGUGAUGGACGACGACGACAAGAUCAACCUGGAGCUGAUCGUAGCACUCAUCCGCCACAUCGUGCUCAACGAAGAUGACGGAGCCAUCUUGGUGUUCCUGCCAGGCUGGGACAACAUCAGCAGCCUGAAUGAUCUGCUCAUGGCCGACCAGAUGUUUAAAUCCGAUAAGUUUGUGAUCAUUCCACUGCACUCGCUGAUGCCUACAGUCAACCAGACACAGGUUUUUAAAAGGCUACCUCCUGGAGUUCGGAAGAUUGUGAUUGCUACAAACAUCGCAGAAACCAGUAUUACUAUAGAUGACGUGGUGUUCGUGAUCGAUGGAGGGAAAAUUAAAGAAACUCACUUCGACACCCAGAACAACAUCAGCACAAUGAGCGCAGAAUGGGUGAGCGUCGCCAACGCCAAGCAGAGGAAGGGGCGGGCUGGCAGGGUGUCUCCAGGUAAAUGUUACCACCUGUAUAACAGUCUGAGGGCAAGUCUGCUGGACGACUACCAGCUCCCUGAGAUCCAGCGCACACCGCUCGAGGAGCUCUGCCUACAGAUUAAGAUCCUGAAAUUGGGCUCCAUCGCAUCAUUCCUGAGGAAGACUCUGGACCCUCCGUCAGACAGAGCCAUCGAACUGGCCAUCACUCACCUAAUGGAUCUGAACGCGUUGGACCGGAACGAGGAGUUGACUCCGUUGGGAUUCCAUCUGGCCCGUUUGCCUGUGGAGCCGCACAUCGGAAAGAUGAUUCUGUUCGGAGCUCUGCUCGCCUGCCUGGACCCUGUGCUCACUAUAGCGGCUAGCCUGAGCUUUAAAGACCCGUUCUCCAUACCACUGGGGAAGGAAAAGAUCGCAGACCAAAGAAGAAAAACCCUGUCCAAGAACACCAAGAGUGAUCACCUGACUGUCGUCAACGCCUUCCGGGGCUGGGAGGAAGCAAAGCGGCGGGGCUACAGGUACGAGCGGGAAUACUGCUGGGACAACUUCCUCUCAGCCAACACACUACAGAUGUUACAGAAUAUGAAAGGACAGUUUGCGGAGCAUCUCCUGGCCGCUGGGUUUGUGAGCAGUAAAGACCCAAAACAUUCCGGUGCCAACAUCAACUCCGAAAAUGAGAAGCUCCUGAAGGCUGUGAUCGUAGCCGGCUUGUACCCCAAAGUGGCCAAGAUCUGCCCGAGCCACCACACCAAGAGACCCAUACCAGCAAAGGUGUACACUAAGGCUGACGGGAAGGUCUGCAUCCAUCCUAAAUCUGUCAACUCAGAGGAGACACAGUUCCACUACACCUGGCUCAUCUAUCACUUGAAGAUGAGAACUACCAGUAUCUUUCUGUAUGACUGUACUGAGGUGUCUCCGUUCUCGCUCCUCUUCUUCGGUGGUGAUAUCUCCAUCCAGAAGGACCAGGAGCAGGAGACCAUCGCAGUGGACGAAUGGAUCGUCUUCCAGUCUCCCGCUCGCAUCGCUCACCUGGUCAAGAACUUGAAGAAGGAACUGGAUCUGCUGCUGGAGGACAAAAUCAAGCAGCCACGCCCGGUGGACUGGAGCGACCGCACCUCGGAAGACUGCGCCGUCAUCUCGGCAAUCAUCGACCUCAUCACCACGCAGGAGAGCGCCACGUCUUCGCAAGAGCCGUACCGGAGAAGCCACAAGCACUGGUGCUAGAGCCAGUAGGAUGAGAGAGAGAGAGAGAGAGAGAGAGAGAGAGAGAGAGAGCUGCUGUAUAUAGCUGCAACCAGCACAAUUUCUCCUUCAGUUAAACAUUCAAAGAAAUUUCACGAUCAAUAAUAAAGAAAUUUGGGUAAAACUGA